ACUUCGCCAGCUAUUCAUACUAUUACUACGAAGAUAUACCAAAAUAACUCGGAGGUUCGUGAUUAAAUAUUAAUAAAAAUGGCACCAACCUUUAGAGCGGAUCACAUAGGGUCGUUGUUACGACCCCAGUCCCUUCUAGACGCUCGCUCGGAGCUCUCAUCGCCUUCAAAGAUGUAUUCGCUGAACAUUCCACAGUCAGUAAAAGAUGCGGAGACUCAGGCAGUUCGCGAGGUAGUACAAGCACAGCUGCAUAAAGGAAUUAGACCCAUUACAGACGGCGAAUAUGCCCGCCACAUCUACUAUGGCGGCUUCUUUGAGAAACUUUCUGGAUUUGAAGCCAAGCCAGAUCUUCCCAUCCCGGAUGCCUUCCGGACCGACUUCCCUACAACCACAGGCCUAGCGAAAAUGGGCGCGACAACUCGGGCAGCAGUUGUCUGUACCGGGAAGAUUGAGUACAAGGAGUCUCCGUAUCUUUCGGAAUGGAUUGCACUUCGCGAUAACUUGUCCCAAGAUAUGUGGCGUGAGGCGAAGUUCACUAUCCCCGCACCUAACUAUCAACACAUCCAACUCAAACCAGGAACUGCAUGGACUCAACAGUCAGGUUACACCUCAGAUAAGGAGUAUUUCGAUGAUCUUGCCAAAUGCUAUGCAGCUGAGCUCAAAACGCUCUACGAUGCGGGUCUCCGCAACAUUCAGGUGGACGAUCCACACCUAACGUACUUUUGUUCCCCUCAAUUCGUCGAAGGCUGCGAGAAGGACGGCACAGACGUAGAUGAGCUUCUAGACCUCUAUACCCGGACACAUAAUCAGUUGUUAGCGAAUAAACCGACAGACUUGCACGCGGGUAUGCAUUUAUGCCGAGGCAACAUGUCAGGGUCCACAUAUUGGGUCUCGGGCUCAUACGAGAAGAUCGCAUACAAGCUAUUCAACGAAACGGACUAUCAAACCUACUACCUCGAGUUCGACGAUCUAGAGCGCGCGGGUGGCUUUGGCCCCUUGAGAUUUCUUCCUAAGGGGAAAAACGUGGUGCUAGGUCUUAUCUCGACCAAGACGCCAGAACUAGAGGAUCCAAACACGAUAAAGGAAAGAAUCCACGCUGCCGCUGCAGUAAUCGCUAAUGCACAAGGCAUUGCCCCCAAAGAAGCUAUUGGGUAUCUUGCCUUAAGCCCUCAGUGUGGCUUUAGUAGCAGUAGCUUGGCUGGCGGCAAGGGGAUGACGAUGGAAAGGAUGUGGGAGAAACUACAACUUGUUCGCGACAUUGCCCGCGAUGUUUGGAAAUGAUGACAGUUAAUUAUUUACUUCUAAAAGACUUAUACCGUUUCUUUGUCACAAAUUAUUCUCAAUGAACAAUAGCAUCACAUAAUCUUCAAGUCACAAAUAGUUGUUAAAGAAUAAAUAACUCAAUGCAUUG
This is a messenger RNA of Hypoxylon trugodes, 1411 nucleotides long. Its product is annotated as UROD/MetE-like protein. Gene Ontology annotation, molecular function: zinc ion binding; 5-methyltetrahydropteroyltriglutamate-homocysteine S-methyltransferase activity. The record is from RefSeq and is a predicted model, not a curated record. NCBI's taxonomy places the organism in Eukaryota, Fungi, Ascomycota, Sordariomycetes, Xylariales, Hypoxylaceae. The coding region runs from base 79 to 1281 and encodes 400 amino acids. The transcript has a single exon.